This is a messenger RNA of Mercenaria mercenaria, 6788 nucleotides long. RefSeq lists its product as uncharacterized. Gene Ontology annotation, biological process: protein phosphorylation; multicellular organism development; cell surface receptor protein tyrosine kinase signaling pathway. Gene Ontology annotation, cellular component: signaling receptor complex. NCBI's taxonomy places the organism in Eukaryota, Metazoa, Mollusca, Bivalvia, Venerida, Veneridae. Gene Ontology annotation, molecular function: protein binding; transmembrane receptor protein tyrosine kinase activity; ATP binding. The record is from RefSeq and is a predicted model, not a curated record.
UGACCACUACUGUAACUACCCGAAAACUUGUAUUGGAUACAGACACAAGCAUUGCGGCCUUUUUGGUUGGGGUAGAUGCGGUUAUCACUAUAGAUACACCUGCUUUCCACGAGUUUGCUGCAAUGGUUGGACUAACUAUGCACAUGGUUGCAACCAACCAAUAUGUCCUACGCCGUGCUAUAAUGGAGGCACCUGUAUACAGCCUGACACAUGCAAAUGUCUGCCAUCCCAUGAUGGAAAGUACUGUGCGACAUUGAAGUGUUCCCAUUUGUCACCUUGCUACCCUGGUACGUGUAGUUACCCUGCCAAGUGUGCCUGCUUUCCUGGAUUUAGCAAUCCAAAUUCAGGAUGCCUGCAGUUUUCAGCUAAUAAAAAUCCUCCAGACAUAACUUCCUGUGAGUUGACUCUGGCCAGCAUCAGUCGGACAGAUAAAAAGCAACAAUUCUACCACAAUGUACCGUGUUCCGAUGGAACUACUACAGAAAUAUUUUGGUCAAAUCAAAAAUUUUUCAACUAUGUCAAUCUUUCCAUGGAAUCUAUUUAUCAUGCCUUACCACAAAUGCCUCCAGCACCAGAUUAUGUUACAGCGAAAGGUUUUGGAAUCGUCGAAAGCAAAAUACAAAUUGCUCAUACGAAACAUCCACGUAAAGGUACACAUCGUUUUGUUGCUUUAAACAAAACAUAUACAUGUCCCGGUUUGUCCAGCACACAACCGAAAAAAGAUCCAGCGGUUUGUGAUAUUAUCGAAGAAAACUACAAAACCAACAUAGAACACAAUGAUGUAUUUAUGGUGACAUAUUCUACAAAAAACGGUGGCUUUCGAAAAUUGUAUGACUCGAAUUACCACCGUCCCUAUAGGACUGACACAUACAUCGGGCAAUCUAGCACUAAAACACUGGAAUUCAAGUUCGAUUUUAUUGUCCCUGUCCAUUGUUCUGAACCAAAUGCUACAGCGAAAUGCGGCCCAGGAGAGGAGGAACCUCUGUUUAUAACAGAGGAUAUCACAAAGAACCCAAUUAACAUCACAUGGGAUGGCUGGUCAGAUGCACUAUCUCGUAUAUCUUACUACUACAUGGAAGUGUUUGAACUGAAGCCUAAUGUCCACGGUGACCUUACAGAGCUGGAACCACUAAAACCAGUAUUUAACUUUAGAACAAAUGAAACAUAUUCUAUUGAAUUUCCUACAUACACACCGUCUCAGCCCGGGAUGUAUUCUAUUCUUCUUCGAACCGCAGACCACGCGAAUAAUUCUAAAAUAGCACGCCGUUUAGUUCUGUUUGACAAUCAUUCAAAUAUAACUCUUACGAAACCCGGUUUCCUGUCUGGCAAAGCAAUUAAUGUCUCGGAUAUUUCUGUUGGUGACGGAGGCAUGCACGUGAUCAGUGCAGAACCAGAAACGGGUUACAUGUGGCAAACAACAAAGAAUGGAACAAAAACAAGAAUAAUCCUAGAUUGGCAGAAUCAUUUCGUCAAUAAAAAGCACGAAGAUGGAAAAUUUCUAAAUCGCGUCCUUGCAUACCCGAUACAGUUUGCAAAACUUCAAGAAGAUGGAAUACUACGGAGUGAAAAGUUUGUCACUUUAGAUGAUCAUGAAGGGAAAAGAACUACGAGUGCUAUACCAAAUGUUCAUGGCAUUGUGAAAUUCGAAACAAAGAGAGUUCUAACUGAUGAUAGAAAUGUCCCUGUUGAUGGAUGGGUGUCACAUCCUUUAAUUGAGAAAUAUGAAUUAAUGGAAGACCUGAGUGAUGGUAGUCAUGUCCGACUUUGGGUCCGAGCAACCGAUGUAAUGAACAACACACUAGCGGACUAUACAGAAGUACAUAUUGACAACACACCACCUAGACUUGCUGACACAAAACUACACAAAAACAUUGUUAAUGGAACUUACACAUACUCAUCAAGGAUAACUUUUACGGCGUCCGAUGGCGGAAGUGGUGUUCACAAGCUGGGAUACGAACUUUCUGUAGAAAACAGCACAAAGUCUAACAAACAAGGAACUAUCACAGCCAACAGAAAUAAUGCCACUGAUGCUUGCGGCAAAGAUCCGACUUGCCAUUGUAUUUUGGACACCUGUUUCCUGAUAGAACAAACAAUUGAUAUCGAUAACUGUUGGUUUCUCGUUCCAAAAAAAGACCUGAACAAAUCUGCCGUGGUAACCGUGACUGUCUACAACCAAGCUUUACUUUACACGGAAUUUAGCGUCAAUAUAUCCCAUCUUACAGAGUUGAGAGGCUUGGAAGAAUAUUCUGGUCCGACCAACAUUCGUGUAGAGAAAAAUUUAGCUACUGGUGUUCGUCUAGUGUGGGAUUUGCCCGAAAAGGCGUCAUGUUACGGCCGCGCUGAUAUUGAAAUUAUGUUGAUAAACCCUGAUGGAACAGUUCGAAUAAUCAACGUUUACAAUGAGGAAACUUCCGUGGAUCUAGUAGGACUUGAUCCAGAUAAAGAAUAUAGCAUGUCGUUAAGACUUGGAUUUCAAGGGACAGAGCUAGCAGCAUUACCUUACUCCUUCAAGACAGCUCCACAGAAGAAUUACCUUUCAGGUGGUAUUAUUGCUGGAAUUGUUGUUAGUGUAUUGCUGAUAAUCGGAUUGUUGAUUGCAAUAUUUGUGGUACUAUUAAGACGAGGCCAUAUGAAGCCUGUGCGACGUGGAUUUAAUGCGUUGACUGUAAAAUACCGGAAGUCAGUGGCUGCCAAAAGGACAAGAGCACGAAGCAAUGCGUACGGAAGGGGAUAUAGCAAUGCGGAGUCAUUGUACAUGUAUGGAGAGAUGGACUUCAAGGAUAUACAGUCAUGGCAGCUUAACCGUGACAAUAUUGUUCUAGAGUCUUUGCUGACAUCUGGCAACUAUGCCGACAUAUUUCUUGCAAAUCUAAGGACCUCAAAGGAAACUGUCGUUGCCAAAACAUUGAAGCAGGGGUUUACAGAAAAUGACGAACUCCUGAUGAAGGCGAAGAUUAAUUUUAAUGCUGUUGAGGUGGGAAAGCAUGAGAACAUUUUACAUUUCAUCGGUGCAGUUGUUUCUGAUUCUGAGAUUGGACCUUUUAUUAUCUAUGAAUUUUGCUCGAACGGACAAUUACGUGACUACUUACAAACAUUGAGAACCAACCUGACCCUAGAGACUCAAGAGAGACUUCAGAGAUUUGGACUGGGUGUAGCACGCGGCAUGGAACACCUUGCACAGAGAAAGAUUGUACAUAGACGAUUGGCUGCACGAAACGUACUAGUAAAUGCAUCUCUUGAAGUGAAAAUAGCUGGAUUUGGACCACAGCCUGAUGAAAAUAAAGAUGGUGAUGGACAAGCAAACAAAAGGGAGCGUAUUCCAAUCAAAUGGAUGGCCCCGGAGUGCCUAAAGUCCACAGCGGAUGCGACAGAAAAGAGCGAUGUAUGGUCAUAUGGUAUUGUUGUGUGGGAAAUAUUUUCUCUAGGGGAAAGUCCCUAUGGGAACACCAAAGGCCGUGACAUUCCAGCAAAGUUGAAGGAAGGCUUCAGGCUUCAGAAACCAGAACAAUGCGAUGACAGAUGGUAUGGUGUAAUGAAACGAACAUGGGCUGAAGCCGCAAAGAAAAGGCCAACAUUUAAAGAGAUUCGAAAUGAACUGGAUGAGAUGUUUGUAGCAGCUCCAGUUGAUGAUUAUUACUACAGUCAGUAGAGAGCAAUACAGACUAAAUUGUAUAUAACCGUUGAUUUACAGUGAUAUAAUCACAUAGACUUGUUCACAUACAACGAUGUCGCCUGUAUCUUAUUAACUUAGUGGUUCUUGCUGUCUUUCACCAAAACAACCAUUAAUCUUUCGUUACAUUCUUCUUCUUUCGCUUAAUUAUUGAUGGAUAAAAUGAAAUUUGAUAUUCGAGUAUUAUAAGAAAUUAUAAGACACGAUAUCCAGUAAUAUAAUGUGUCAAUGUUUCGUUUGUAAAAACCCUUUCAUUGCUGCUGUGCAACAUACAUGAGUACAAGGUGUAUGAAAAAAAAUAUAUCUCAAAUUUCCUGAAAAAUGACAUCACUGGAAAUAUGAUCAGCAUUAAAAUUUAGCAACAAAACAAUACGGAUAAUUCAAAAUUACACACUGGAUACAAAUUCAUUUAAAAAUAAUAUUUGUUUCACACUUUGGGUGGCCAUUUUUAUUCCUGGUUAUUGUAAUAGAGGAUUAGUUUAAGAAAUAGAUGUUUACAAUUAUACUUUCAACCGAUACUGUUUUAUUCUGUUGUUCGCGAACUAUAAACUGUAUAAAUAUAGAACCAUAUGGACACUGAACCUGAUUACUUGUUUUAUAGGAGAAGCCAAUGACACGACUAAAUUGUCAUUUAGAUUUUGGAACAAGAUUUUAUUUUUAUUCUAAUAGAUCUAUAUAUAUAUACCUUUCAUUAUAUUUAAUGUGUCAUUUAUUGUGUUUUAUAUUGUUUACGCUAGUACUUACUUUGACUAGGUCGCAUUUUGAGAUUUUGCUUGAAUCUAUAUUUUAUCAUUUUGCUUUGAUAUUCAUACCAUUUCUGUCAAGUGGUAUUAUCUCAUCAUAAUAUGCCUUUAUGUGACUCCAAAUUACAGUUGUCUAUCUUAUGUAUAUAAUAACAUAGCUAAUUUUUGUAACACUUUCGUACACGUGUAAUAUAUUUUGACAUCCUCCUGACUGUAUACAUAAGUUUUAAAACGCUUAUUACAUCAUACUGAUAAUAGAAUUAAAAGGCAUAAUCUAAUCAUCGAAAUGAGUUGUACGAAGAAUAUAGCAAUUUUUGCUUUAUUUUAGUUCGUAUAAGGUUCUAUUAACUAGUAUUUCAUGUUAUUCUACAUUCAUUGUUAUAUUUAAUCACUGUGGUGGGUGUUAUAUAAUCGGAACAAAAGUGUAUUCAUAUAAAUGUUGUCUUUACUUUCUUGUGAUAAUCAAGAGCUUAUUUUGAAUAUAUAGCUACAUUUAUUUCUUGUGAAUAACAUGUUUUGUAAUAUACGAGUACAUACGAUGGCUGUUUCAUUAAAUCGUAGACAUUGAAAAUUAAAAGAAAUUAACAUUAAUUUACAUGUACGGGGUUUCAACAGUUAUCACGGGAUACACUCAAAUAAUUACAGUACAAUGUGUCUCAGAAUUAUGGUUUCACAUCAGGUAUAAGUGAAGCACAUACCGGCGAUCGCUUCACGUCGUUACGCCAAUACGGUAAACUACAUGAAGUGCGAUGUACGUUCUUUCUCAAAAUAUUCCUCUGCAUGCUCAAACCACUUCCGGAACCCAACGCGCAGACACACAUUACAUUGAUAAUUCGUAAGUAAGUAGUCGCUGUAAAGCUGUAUAGUAAUAGAACCCUGUACAUUCAGCCAAUUCUCGCAUUCCCCUCUUACUACCAUGACUUAUUUGCUAUCUCCGCAGCUUUUUUGGUCUUCGUCGGUACGCGUGUGUUUAUGAUUUUCCCGGAAAUGCUUCUUAUAGGCUAGUGUCCGCGAAACAUUUUGAACCCCUGAAUAUGUCGCAACCCGCUAAUAAUAUAUACGUGAGUUAUUCCGCAUUUUAAACAGAAUCCUAUCAGUUUCCGUUGCGUCGCGGCAUCUUACGACGUCUCUAGCUUAGCAAGAUGUGUUACAGCAGCACUUGUACGCAUGAAACGACCACUAAUGUCACUUACUUGAAAUUUUGCAGCGUGGCAUCUGAAUGGUUUAUGCUGACGCGUAUAAAAUGUUGAGCGGCGUUGUUGACAAUAAGCAUAGCAUAUGUUAUAACCGUUUGAAGACGGAUCAUAUUGAUGAAUCGCAUGGGCUGCGCCGCUCACAUCAAUUUUGCGUCAGUUUAACUCUAAAAGUAUAUCGUCUGAAUUUUAGUCAAAUCAUAAGUAGUUAACUGGAAAUAGCCACACUUUAUUUGUAAGUGUAAACUAAUUGCAAUUGGAUGUCACUAAAACUGAUUUAUUACAAGUGUCUACGAUUUAGUGGGACAACCCUUGUGUAUAUAAAAUUUUAGAGAGGUUGCGAUUUCAAACGCAUACAUUUGUGGCUCAGUUAGCUACAGUUACACUUAAAUAUUUCAGUUCGCUUGACAAAUGGCGGGCAUGCCAUAUCAGGCUGCUCGUGAAAAGCGUUUUCGUUCUAUUUAUAUCUUCACUGAAACAGAUUGAACAAACACAAUUCAGCGGCUAUCAAGUUUCACUUGGAUGAAAAAAAAAACACACAAAAAAAAAAAAAAAAACACCAACAACACUGAAAGCACAUCCAUUGUAUUAUUAUUUUUGUAAGGCGUGAAUGAAUCAAGAUAUUUAAAAAAUUACAUUUGUCGAAUGAACUGGAUUGCGAUCUGCAUUACUGAUUAUCAAACGUACUGACUGUAGACUGAAUAACCGCUUUGCUGAAUAUCAUGUAGAAUGGCUGACAAAACUGUAUGACAGCAAAACGGAAUGGCUAGUUAGUAACUGACAAAUGACUUUCAAAUUAUUGGCACACUAUUCUUGACAAACCAUGUCUCAGAAACUGGAUAGUGAAAUUUGUUUCUCAAACAAGAUGUCAAGCUGUCUGUUUGACAUGUGAUUUUCAAACAUGUAUAUAGUUCUAUAGAUAGUUCGCCAUUUUCUCCAAUAAGCGGUAUUUCAAAUAAACAUUUCAUUUGCGCAAAAGGAACGUUGACGCUACUCACUUAAAUCGAAGUCUAACCAAUGUACUUGUACAAAUAAACAGGUAUACAUACAUUGAUGACGUAGAACACGCAUGUUCGUAAUACACGUAGAAGUAUACGUCCGCAUUUGAAAUUGAAACCUUUCUAUAAAAAUGAUUUAACACUUUAUUAUAUAAACAGAUAUAUACAGGCUUGUGGUCAUUUA